Messenger RNA from Telopea speciosissima, 1765 nucleotides. RefSeq lists its product as uncharacterized. Gene Ontology annotation, biological process: GPI anchor biosynthetic process. The transcript is spliced from 4 exons. The record is from RefSeq and is a predicted model, not a curated record. Gene Ontology annotation, cellular component: endoplasmic reticulum. Gene Ontology annotation, molecular function: catalytic activity. Bases 28 to 1569 code for a protein of 513 amino acids. Lineage: Eukaryota; Viridiplantae; Streptophyta; Magnoliopsida; Proteales; Proteaceae.
GAAAUCACCACCAAUCGUCUUCUUGUUAUGCAAUCAAGGGGAGCUACUCAAUUAAUUUCCUGCAAUUCCCAGUUCUCUCAAAUGCUAAGCAACCUCAGCCAUAAACUUCGGCGCCUCUGUUCUAGACUAUACUGGCCAAUACGGAGGCGUUCCAAGAUCAAAAUUGUCAUCAGGAGGUUUGGGAAGUGUAACCUGAAAUCUUCUCAGGCGAAAGAAGAACCCAUCUCCAACGAGUCAUCCAUCCAUCAAAAUGGUCAACUGGGCACUCCUACUUCUAAAUUCGAGAGGCCAAUUCGACUUGCGACUUUCAAUGCGGCCCUGUUCUCCAUGGCUCCUGCCAUCCCCCAGUCUGAGAAGUCUGUUGUCUUUGAUUAUGGGGAGGAAGAUUAUCUCAAGGUCAGGCGUUCCAUGGAGGUUGAUAUCAGAGCCAAGUCUGUAAAUGAUCGUCCCAAGAGCAUACUCAAGCAAUCUCCCCUGCAUCCCAACUCUAUGAACAGUCCUGACCAUGCUACCAAGCAACAGAAGUUCGCAAAAUCAAAAUUGAGGGUCUCUAUCAAUCUCCCUGACAAUGAAAUCUCAUUGGUGCGCAGUAGACAGUCGAGUUUUGCAGAAGCGAACGGUGAGGGGCCUUCUUCGUCGAGCACGAUUACAAGCAGGAACCAAAAAGGCAAAGCUCCUCUGAGGUCCAGUGUGAGCUUCUCAGCCAAUAUGAUAAUCACUGAUAGAGUCGAUGAGAGCCGGAGAAACCGUCGAUCCAUUCUGGAAGUGCUGAGGGAAGUGGAUGCAGAUAUAUUAGCUCUGCAAGAUGUCAAAGCAGAGGAAGAGAAAGGCAUGAAACCUCUAUCAGACUUGGCUAGUGCCUUGGGUAUGACAUAUGCAUUCGCUGAGAGCUGGGCUCCUGAGUAUGGGAACGCUGUGUUGUCUAAGUGGCCAAUUAAGAGAUGGCAAGUUCAGAAAAUAUUCGAUGAUACAGACUUCAGGAAUGUGCUGAAGGCAACAAUUGAUGUGCCCCAGGCAGGAGAAUUCAACUUCUAUUGCACUCAUCUUGACCAUUUGAAUGAGAACUGGAGGAUGAAGCAGAUAAAUUCAAUUAUCCAAUCAAAUGCUCAGCCUCACAUCUUAGCUGGAGGGCUCAACUCCCUAGAUGAAACAGACUACUCUGCAGAGAGAUGGUCAGAUAUUAAGAAGUACUAUGAGGAGAUUGGAAAGCCGACACCAAAGGUUGAUGUGAUGAAGUUCUUGAAGGGGAAGCAAUAUGUAGAUUCCAAGGACUUUUCAGGGGAAUGCGAAUCAGUAGUUAUAAUUGCCAAAGGCCAAAAUGUGCAGGGGACAUGCAAGUAUGGGACAAGAGUUGAUUACAUAUUGGCAUCGCCGGGCUCAGUAUACAAGUUUGUUCCUGGGUCUUACUCUGUUAUGUCAUCGAAAGGGACGUCUGAUCACCAUAUAGUGAAGGUUGAUGUGGUAAGGGUAGAUAACUGCACUGAACAAAAGGUUGCCUCACGGCGUAGAAGAAAACCUAAACGGAAGGUUGUAAAGAUAACAAAUCCUUCUUCAUCAAGCGGAAUAUAGAAAACAAAUACUUGAGGGUGUCAUAGAAUUGCUUCUUCUUCUUCUCCUCCUUAUUCUUUUUUACAAAUAUAUAUAUUUCAUAUUCUUUUUUGGGGGUGGGGAAUGUAGAGUUAGUUUAAAUUGCAUCAUCAUCCUGAGAGAUAACUUGUUAUGUAAAUAAUUGUUUAUAUCUGAAAUGACAUUGGAAAGAAAUUAA